Benincasa hispida (wax gourd) is the source of this 1825-nucleotide messenger RNA. Its product is annotated as phospho-2-dehydro-3-deoxyheptonate aldolase 2, chloroplastic-like. NCBI's taxonomy places the organism in Eukaryota, Viridiplantae, Streptophyta, Magnoliopsida, Cucurbitales, Cucurbitaceae. Gene Ontology annotation, molecular function: 3-deoxy-7-phosphoheptulonate synthase activity. The record is from RefSeq and is a predicted model, not a curated record. Gene Ontology annotation, biological process: aromatic amino acid biosynthetic process.
AUUAUUUUAUUCAUACGAAUUGAAAAUGUCCCAAACAAAUUUCCUUCACAGGCAGAAGUGAGCUCAUUAUCCAGCCAAUAACAGAAACAGAACCGACUUUAGAAUUUCUCGGCCACCGGAGAGUCACAGCGACGGUGAAAAAUGAUCAUCUCCGGCUCUGCAAAUCUCCCUCCUCCUUCUUCUUCCGCCGCCCCUACAACUCCCAUCGCCAAAUGUUUCCUCUUCAAACCCCAUCUCUCCAUCCCCAACGCCGCCAAAUUCUGCCGGACCAUUCCCUCCGCCGUGUCUUCCUCUUCCACCCAUUUCGUUUCUGGAUCCUCCAAUUGGGCGCCUGAAUCUUGGAAAUCCAAAAAGGCCCUUCAGCUCCCUGAAUAUCCUGACCCAAAUGAGCUCGAGUCCGUGCUUCGCGUUCUCGAGUCAUUCCCACCGAUCGUCUUCGCCGGCGAGGCUCGCAAGCUCGAGGAGAGUCUCGCGAAGGCCGCCGUUGGCGAAGCAUUUCUGCUUCAAGGUGGGGAUUGUGCUGAGAGCUUCAAGGAGUUUAAUGGGAACAAUAUUAGGGAUACGUUCAGGGUUUUGCUGCAGAUGGGUAUUGUUCUUACGUAUGGAGCUCAAAUGCCUAUUAUAAAGGUAGGAAGAAUGGCAGGACAAUUUGCUAAACCCAGGUCAGAUCCGUUUGAGGUUAAAGAUGGUGUAAAGCUACCGAGUUAUCGUGGAGAUAACAUCAAUGCAGAUGCUUUCAAUGAGAAAUCUCGAACCCCGGAUCCCCAAAGAUUGAUUAGAGCAUAUCUUCAAUCCGUAGGCACAUUGAACCUUCUUAGAGCAUUUGCCACUGGAGGAUACGCUGCAAUGCAGAGAGUUUCUCAAUGGAAUCUUGACUUCGUUCAACACAGUGAGCAAGGAGACAGGUAUAAAGAACUUGCUCAGAGGGUGGAUGAAGCGCUGGGAUUUAUGGCAGCUGCUGGAAUCACUAUGGACCAUCCUAUAAUGAACACAAUUGAUUUCUGGACUUCCCAUGAGUGCCUUCACUUACCAUAUGAGCAAGCCUUGACGAGGGAGGACUCAACGACAGGCCUCUACUAUGAUUGUUCUGCUCACAUGCUUUGGGUAGGUGAGAGGACUCGACAGUUGGAUGGUGCACAUGUCGAAUUCCUGCGCGGCGUGUCUAAUCCUCUUGGCAUUAAGGUAAGUGACAAAAUGGAUCCUUCAGAGCUAGUUCAGUUAUGUGAGAUUUUGAAUCCACGCAACAGACCUGGGCGUCUUACGAUUAUCACCCGAAUGGGAGCAGAUAACAUGCGAGUCAAGUUGCCUCAUCUCAUUAGAGCCGUACGCCAGGCUGGGCUUAUUGUCACAUGGGUGAGCGAUCCGAUGCAUGGUAACACAAUAAAGGCUCCAUGUGGUCUCAAGACUCGAUCAUUCGAUUCAAUAAGGGCUGAGUUGAGAGCUUUCUUCGAUGUUCAUGAACAAGAAGGGAGCUAUCCUGGAGGAGUACAUCUAGAAAUGACUGGACAAAACGUAACAGAGUGCGUCGGAGGGUCAAAGGAAGUGACCUUCGACGACCUGAAUUCUCGCUACCAUACUCACUGUGAUCCAAGACUGAAUGCUUCUCAGUCGCUGGAGUUGGCAUUUGCAAUAUCCCAAAGGCUGCGAAGGAAAAGGAUGCGUUCUAAGCCUGGCUUUGAUGGGGUGCUCGUAGAAAAUGGGUUUGUUGCUUAGGUUCUUUCAUAAUGUGUUCUUUGCUAUAAUAUGAACAAGUUGCAACUCCCAUAUCUUUUCUGUUGAGGUAAUAAUAAAAUGUAUAUCCGGAAAUUGAUUUUUCUGCCUUUAA